AUGGGCUUGCAGUUGAAACGCCGGAAGAGCUUUGGAGGCAAAGAUGGCGUUUGGUGGACCAAGUUCGGGGCAGCCACGAUGGAUUUCAGUGCUCAGGAAAAGACGCAUCCCUCCGACACCAUUUUUAAGAAUGUGGUGGAAAGAAAGACCUGGGAUCCUGCGGCCAUGAGUCGCGUGCCGGCGGCUCGUUUGAAGCCCGCCGCUCAGAUGAGGAGUUUGUUCAAAGGGGGGGCCUGUUCUCCAGCACGGCGGACGUUGCACUCUGUGGAGCUGGGAGGACCUACUUCUCUGAGUGGAUCCUUCUGUCAGUCUCUGCAGUGUGUGGCUGACGUCAUGGCUGGAGAACGUUUGGCCCCAUGGCGAAAAACAGGUCGCAGGGCUGACCCGCGACACUUCGAAGGCUUGGAAACUGGGGCCUUCCUGGAGUUCUCUGGCUACGAUGACCGUCAUCGCCAGCAAGGACGGAUCUUAGGCUAUUUGUCCGGAGUGGGCCUCGAGACCAACAUCACCGGAGAUUCGCCCGUGGUCUUCUUUCACUUUUGUGAUGCGCCAGUGCGAACGGGCGCUGAGGGAGUUGAAGGAUUGGCCCGCGCUCUUGGUGGAGCGCCCGGAGGAAACAAGCGCCCUGCCAGUGAGGAAUCUGAACCUCCUCCUAAGGAGGGCCGAAAGAAGAAGAAGGAGAGGCAUCGAGGACGCUCUCGAAAAAGAUCUGACAGUGACCCGGAAAAGCCCGACAAGAAGAAGAAGAAGCCCCAUCGACAUGGCAAGGACCAGGAUGAGAGUGAAGGAGGUCCACUGCGAGAGGAGCUCAACAAGAAGACGCCCCCAGUUCCUCGUUUAUCAGCUUUGGAGUUGGAAGGAGGACACAAGAAGAAGAAGAAGAAACGAAAAAGCCGUGGCUCCACCAGUGAGGGCCGAGAUCGUUGUAGCCCCUCGUCUUCAUCGAGCACUGGGGAGCUUUUUCAUUCUGCCGCCCUCCCGCGGGGCAUGGAACGCCUCAGGCGCAUGCAUCAGAAGAACCCGGGCCGCCUGGCCUCUUUGAGCCUGCUGAGAAUGCAGGAACUCGUGCAUCGCGCCCAAGGGAGGGGAACGGCAGUGGAGAUGACAGACCAAUUACCAGCGGUGGCCAUGGGUUAUGUAGCAGGAGUGUUUCUGGUGCAGAACCCUCCAAGCCAGGUGGGGAUUCGCAACUUGCGGGAGCUCAAGACGGUUGCGACCGUCAUAGACAUGCUGUGUCAGAACGACCCUCUUCGGGCCUUGGACGUGAUGGUCCAAAGAUUCAAAGCGCUGGAGCUGGCGCACAAGCAGCAGAGUUGGUCGCAGGCAUCGCAACUCGAACUGGUGUUGGAGGACGACCAGUCAGCGGUCUUCAGACCGGAACUCAAAGCAGCACAGUCCGAGGUGAAGGAGGACUGGAAGAUUCAGAAAGGUCCCUUCCGCCCGCCGAGGCAGUCAGCGUGGGGGACAAAUUGGGCACCCACGAACGAGGGGAUCGAAGGAAAAGGCGACGGAGACACCAAGGACUCGCCACCAACCAACCAACCGAAAGGCCAGCUGGAGCUGCCGGCCUUGGAGCGAGCUCUCAGGGACUCACCGGUGGACGACCAGUUUACAGAAAACCUGCGGUACUUGCUCCGGGACAGCAGGCUACACAAGCUAUAUGGAAGUAUCCUUGAAUCCUAUGAGAGCCUUGAGGAUAAACGACGAGUCUAUGAGGACUUCACAUCCUUGAUGGUUGAGUGGAGUAACCACACGCCCGACAUGAUCCUGAAGCUGCUUGAGAAUUUCUACAGACCACUGGCCAGGGAAGGAGGAGUUUAUGGAGACGCAGGUUUUGGCCGAGUGAUGGGUGAUGUUGCUGAGUGGCCCCAAGGUGGCACUGGAAGACAUCAGCGUGCCAGAGAGGGCAAGCUGCUGGGCGUUGUUGGCACCAGUCAAGUGCGUGAGGUUUUCUCCGGUUGGGAAGCUGCUGAUGGGGGAGUCUAUGUUGGCGAUGGUAGUGAGCACUUUCCUACCUCAAUUUUCAGGGAAAACUAUGCGGACAACAUCGCAGUGGAGGAUGCGGCCGCAGUCUUGGAUGGAAGACCGCUGUAUGUUGACCCGGAGGGAUUUUCCACCGCAGCAGAGGUUGUUGAGAAGUUCUCGGUCACCGGAAAGAAGGAUGUCUGGACUUGGGAAUAUUGCCAGGAGUUCAUGGCAAGCCAGCUUCGUGGUGAAGUCUCUGUCUCCCUUGUCGGGGUGGUGCUAAAAAUGGUUUUGAAGCGCUGCCCUGGGCAUCUGGGAAAUAUCUGCCGUAUGAUCCCAGCCUGCGCUAGGAGGCAAUUUAGACAGAGCCCCAUUGAGCUGCUGCCAAUUGCAGUUCCUCCUGACACCCAGGUUGAAAUUCGGUUGCAACGCUUGCUGCUGGAUGGUGAGCAAAUCCGUCACCUGUCGGAUGCAGAGAGGGCAUCGGCAUUUGAGCUUGCCAAGGAAUGUGGCACUGAUGCAUGGCUGGGGUUAAUCCUGGCUGUGCUCAACGCCCUGUUCUGUGGCGGCUCCCGGCCUCUAGGCAAAGUGAUGCCCCAUCCACGCAUUCAUACUCCAGAACAGCAGAAGGUCAUCGACCAAUUCCGUGGGCUCAUCCACCUUUGGAUUGAAGAGGAUCAGCACCGAUUAAGGGUGACAAACUGGGAAGUUCAGUCACAGGAGCUUGGUGACUUUUAUACAGGUUUUGAGGUCACCAAAGCGUACAAGCUCAGUUGGGCAGCCAUUGCUCCGCAUGUUCCUGGACCUGGCGAAGCAGGACGGGUCCCACUUGAGGAAACGGUCGCAGCUGAGCUGAGAGAAUUUGUGGCAGAUCCCGAUUUGCUGAGGAUCCCAGACGACGAGCUGGGAGAGGUAAGGUACUCUGCCCCUGUAUUGGUGGAAUCAAGCUCGGAGUACGACCUCAUUGUAAAACACUUGGUGGAAGCUGGAAUGCUUGAGCGUGAAGUUCCAGCUGAGACAGUGAAGGUCAACGGAGCACCAAUCUACAAUGGCUUGUUUGGAGUCCACAAAGGCUGGAUUGAUGAAGGAGGUGGCAAGUGGCGCCGUUCAUUGCGCCUCAUCGUCAACCUGAUCCCGACCAACUUACUGCAACGGCGCAUGCCCGAGCAAGCUUCAAAGUCAAUGGGUUACGCUCCGAUGUGGGGCUCAAUGGCGCUGCUGGAGGACGAGGUCAUUUUGGCGCAUGGUGAGGAUAUCAAACACUGCUUCCACAUCUUUUCACCUGGCCCUCGUUGGAGGGGAUACUUUGUCAUCUCCAAGGAAGCUAGUGGAAGCAGCUUCAACGACGGUGUCAAGGGGAAGGCACGACCUCGUGUCCGCUCAGCACCAAUGGGUUGGGCCAACAUAGUCGAUUUCGUCCAGUCCUCCCUCGAGAAAAUGGGCAGCUUGGCCGGAAUCCCAGCGACGAAGUGCGUGAAGAUGGGGGAGCCCAGUCCACUUUUGGAACUCAGCACGCCCCGGCAGUAUCAUAGUUUCUAUGUUGAUAACUAUGAUGGUUUCCUUGUCGUAGCCCGAACCGAUCUGGGAGAAUAUCAGGGCCGACCUUCAGACAGCCAGCUAGAACUCAGACGAACUUUUCAAGCAUGGAACAUAGGGCGAGAUGAGAAGAAAGCCGCAGAGGGGACCCUGCAGUGGGUGAGCUUGGGCGCCGAACAGCUGGGAACUGAGGGAUUGGUUGGAAGUUCAAGGAAGUUCCGAAGGUCAGUGAUGUCGUCGUCCCUCAACCUCCUCAUGAAGGCUGGCAUGAAGACAUGUGACCUGGAGUUGCUGUCAAUUGUGGGCAAACACAUGCAUGCCGUACAGUACUGCCGGCCAUUGGCGUGCUGCUUUGAUGAACUGUAUCGCAACCUCAGCCUGGACGAUCCAGAGGUGCUUGUGGACAUCAGUGCUUAUGAGGAGCUCUUGAUGGUGACGGCCUUGCUCCCGAUCCUCUGGACAAGCCAACGCUCAGCUUUGAGCCCCACAGUGUAUGCUACUGAUGCAUCACCGGAGGGUGGGGGAGCAUGUCAGACCACGAACCUUUCAGCAAGGGGCCGCUCGAAGCUCCAUCUUGCUUGCUCUGAAGCCGAUGACAUGGAGGGCGGCGCUUGUGACUCAGUGGUUGUCAUUGAAGUCUUUGGUGGUAUGGGUGGCCUACGAAAGGCCCUUGAACUUCUUGGCAUUUUGCCGCAGGGCAUCAUUCUCAUCGACUCUGACCCUGUCUGCCUGAAACUUGCGAAGCGGCACUGCGCUUUUGUGCUGACGGUGGACAACGUUCACAAGGUGGACAAGGCGAUGAUCAGAUCUUGGCGACUUCAGUUUCCUCGAGCCAAGAAGGUCGUUGUGGGAGGAGGAUGGCCAUGCAUCAAUCAUUCAUCAUUGAACUCCAAUCGGAGAGGGGCAGACGCAGAGUCGUCACGACUACUGGAUGUGAUGCUGGCGCUGGUAGAGGAGUUGAAACAGGUCAGCCGACCUCUGCGAUUGCCAGACUGGGACGUCGUCGAGUUCUAUGAGAACGUGGUGAUGGAUGAGCAAGAUCUUACUGUUCAGUCAGGGAAGAUUGGUUGUCUUCCACUCAUGUGUGAAGCUGCCGACGCCCUCAGAUGCCGACGACCGCGGCUAUAUUGGAUCAAGAACUUGCCAGUUCUUGAGGGACAAGAUUUGCAGCUUCUUCCUGAUCAGCAAGUAGGUGAUCUACAGACCAAGUUGGUAGUGGCCAAGAUCUCUACCGAAAGACCACCAUUGGAAUGGUUUCUUCGAAAGAACUGCAGCAAGCUGCAUGAUGAUGGGAGGCCAUUCUUCACCUUUGCAAGGCCUCAUCCUCGGGCAGAACCACCCCGAGAUCCAGCAGGAUAUGACCGCUGUGAUGCCAAGACCCUGGGGCGCUGGCGGGGCGAUUCAUUUCGACUGGCACCUUACCAGUAUUCAGAAGACAACCUGGUGCGCACAGCUCAAGGCCCACGGCGCCUGCUUUCAGAUGAACAGUUGAGGAUGUUGGGUUACAACUCUGAUGCCUUGGACGUCAAGCAGAAACUGUCAGAAGACCAGAGAGGGCAGCUGAUUGGCAAUACCUUCCCCGUGCUGGUGGUAGCACGGCUGCUUGUGGCCUUGUGCGUGUCAUCAGAGCAUGUUCAGGGCCUGGAUCUGACAACUGAGCUUUGGAAGGUUUGGAAAGGAAAUGAGGAUCGUGUUCAGCAACUCAAAGAGUCUUCCUGGACGGUCCGUUUUGGUCCGGGGGCCGCGGGGUCAGCAGGUGGUCUCCGGCACUCCCUCCGGGUGUCUGGAAGCCAUUUGCAUUCCCCUAGGUCCCUGUUAGACCCCAAUGCUGCUUUGAGUGAUGAGCAGCUUCUCACAUAUCUCAUCACUCGAAAUGUUUCACACAGAGGUACCGAUGUCAAACUGGACCAUGGAAUUCCGUUCUCUGCCAGCGACUUCUGCCGACGAUCUGUGGAUCCCACGUUGUGGGAAUGGAAAGUCGUGCUGUCUUACAAAUGGAAACAGCCCAAUGCCCACAUCACUCAUCUGGAAACAGUUGCAGUGUUGGAUCUGAUGCGGAAGCUGAGCAGAACGUCGACCAACUUCAACAAGAAGUCGCUGUUUCUGGUCGACAACGCUUCCGUUGUGGGUAUUCUGACAAAGGGACGCACCAGUGCAAACAGCCUACGACAACCUCUCCGACGCCUAGCUGCCAUUUUGGUGGCCACCUCCGCACGCCUCAUAGUGGCCUGGGUCAAAUCGGAAUGGAAUCCAGCAGAUGGCCCAUCGAGAUGGGUCACUAGACGGGCUUUGCGCGAUGCCUAG
This is a messenger RNA of Cladocopium goreaui, 5805 nucleotides long. NCBI's taxonomy places the organism in Eukaryota, Dinophyceae, Suessiales, Symbiodiniaceae. The record is from the annotation of a GenBank genome assembly.